CUGCGGGCCUGCGGCAGAAAGAGAGUGUGUGAGAGAGUCCACCUCUGGUGCCUUCUGCUUCCUUCCUUCCCUCCUCCUCUUCCCCCUUCCCCUCCAAAAACCCAAUUAAAAACAGCACCUUUCCUGCCCUUUCCCCCAUCAUCCCUCGAUCCCCUCGCCAGAAGAUCCGAUCCCGAGCGAGCCCCGUAUCCCCCCGAUCGUUCUCCGUUCCAGGCGCACUCUAUACUGGGAAUACUCUCUUGUGGCGUACGGCGGAGGGAGGAAAGGAAAUGUUGUCCCUGUGAUUGAUGCGACGGCUUCUUGGCUGGGGGGGUGGGGCGCCGCUGGAUAUGAGCUGCUUCUCGUGCUUCGAUUCCCCCGCGGACGAGCAACUGAACCCCAAGGUAGGUGGUAGUAGAUAUGGAGGUUCGUCCGUGGCCGCGGCGUCCUAUGGUGGUGGCGUUGGCGGCGGCCGGCAGGGGGAGAUGAGCUACCCGGAGCUGCACCAGCCCAUGGCUGCGCCGCGCAUCGAGAAGCUCUCCUCAGGGGCUGGACAUGCCAGGGUGAAAGGCAAUGCGAUAGCACGAGAGGCUUCAGUGCCGAAGGAUGCUAAUGGGAAUGUCAUCUCGGCACAGACUUUCACCUUCCGAGAGCUGGCAACAGCGACGAGGAAUUUUAGGCAGGAGUGCUUUCUUGGAGAAGGGGGAUUUGGGCGUGUUUACAAGGGCCGUAUGGAGAGCACAGGCCAGGUUGUUGCUAUAAAGCAACUUAAUAGGGACGGGCUUCAAGGAAAUAGAGAAUUUCUUGUGGAAGUUCUCAUGCUUAGUUUGCUGCACCACCAAAACCUUGUUAGUUUGAUUGGUUAUUGUGCGGAUGGAGAUCAGCGCCUUCUUGUUUAUGAAUAUAUGCCCUUCGGAUCAUUGGAAGAUCAUUUGCAUGAUCUACCUAUCGACAAGGAGGCGUUAGAUUGGAGCUCAAGGAUGAAAAUUGCGGCAGGGGCUGCUAAAGGGCUGGAGUAUCUCCAUGACAAAGCUAAUCCACCAGUUAUUUAUAGAGACUUCAAGUCAUCAAACAUCCUCUUGGAUGAGAGUUUCCAUCCAAAGCUGUCUGACUUUGGCCUUGCAAAGUUGGGUCCUGUUGGUGACAAAUCGCAUGUCUCUACACGUGUAAUGGGAACAUAUGGCUAUUGUGCUCCAGAAUAUGCUAUGACAGGACAAUUGACAGUUAAAUCCGAUGUGUAUAGCUUUGGAGUUGUCUUACUUGAGUUGAUUACUGGGCGGAGGGCCAUCGAUAGCACCCGGCCUCAUGGGGAACAAAAUCUUGUGUCAUGGGCACGACCUCUUUUUAAUGACAGAAGAAAGCUCCCUAAAAUGGCUGACCCGAGACUGGAAGGCCGAUAUCCCAUGCGUGGUCUUUACCAAGCACUUGCGGUGGCUUCGAUGUGCAUUCAAUCAGAGGCUGCAUCCCGUCCACUUAUUGCGGAUGUUGUGACCGCCCUUUCCUACUUGGCUUCUCAAUCAUAUGACCCUAAUGCGCCUCAUGCUUCAAGAAAGCCUGGUGGUGAUCAGCGAAGCAAGACUGGCGAAAACGGCAGGGUGGUCUCCAGGAACGAUGAAGCUGGCAGCUCUGGCCACAAGUCACCAGGCAAGGACAGGGAGGAUUCCCCGAAUGGGCUUCCAGGUAUCGUGAAUAAGGAUCUCGAGAGGGAGCGGAUGGUAGCGGAGGCGAAGAGAUGGGGUGACCGGGAACGGAUGGUGGCGGAGGCGAAGAUGUGGGGUGACAGGGAACGGAUGGUGGCAGAGGCAAAGAUGUGGGGUGAGAAUUGGCGGGAGAAGAAGCACGCCGACACAAACGGGCAGGGGAGCCUGGAUUCUCCAACCAGAAAUGGCUAGGGGCAUUCUUCGAAGUUUCCAUCCAUCCAUCCAUGCAUGCCCUGUUUUUAUUUCCUACACUAUUUUCUUCAGUUGGAGGGGAGGGGAGGGUGGUUAGAUGUACAUUUGUAGAGAGAAAGAGAGGAAACGGGGAUCUGUAUUGGAUAGUGAAUGCAUGCGGUUGUACUUGUAAAUUCUCAGAAAUUUUGUGAGUGAAAAAAAAAGACACUUUUGAGUUCCA
Messenger RNA from Brachypodium distachyon (stiff brome), 2091 nucleotides. RefSeq names its product serine/threonine-protein kinase PBS1. NCBI's taxonomy places the organism in Eukaryota, Viridiplantae, Streptophyta, Magnoliopsida, Poales, Poaceae. The transcript is spliced from 5 exons. Bases 288 to 1871 code for a protein of 527 amino acids. Gene Ontology annotation, molecular function: protein kinase activity; ATP binding. Gene Ontology annotation, biological process: protein phosphorylation. The record is from RefSeq and is a predicted model, not a curated record.